Molecule: messenger RNA, 929 nt
Organism: Cylicostephanus goldi
Lineage: Eukaryota; Metazoa; Nematoda; Chromadorea; Rhabditida; Strongylidae
Source: the annotation of a GenBank genome assembly
AUGCAAGCAAAAGCUGCUUUGCAAAUGAUUGGGCAAUCAUCAAGGAUACAGUGCAGACCAGAUGGCUCAUUCGAAGAGGUGCAGUGCGAUUCUGACUACUGCUGGUGUGUGAAUCAGUUUGGUGUCGAAAUGGAAGGAACGAGAACAUCGGAUGACAUAGCUCCUAACUGUAGAGCCCCACGGAAAUGUACAGUCCCAUUAUGUACGCACGAUAUUUCUUGCAAAUACGGUAUGAGAAAAGAUUCCAAUGGAUGUGACACCUGUGAAUGUAGCAGUCCUUGCGAUGGUGUUGUGUGUCCUGAUGACUCUGUAUGCGUACCAGCUCCCGUGGAUUGUCUGGCAGGGCCAUGCCCUGAGGUCCCACGAUGUGUAGUAAACCCAUGCCGAGAAGGAGUUCCGUUGACUGAUGUCUCUACUGCUCAACAUAUAAAUUGUUCUGACAGUAGCGAAUGUACCGGUAAUUUUUUCGUUGGCGCAAUAUGCUUGCGCUCACAUCAUCAUGGUUAUUGUAGUCAGUACAAGAGCGAUGGCGGAAUUUGUUGCCCUGGACAUGAACCCAACUGGUCGCCCGGGACUUGCCCAUCGGGAAUUCUAGCAAAUGGUGAUUGCACUAGACACUGUCUUCUAGACGAAGAAUGUGCAUCCGGCCAGAAAUGUUGCUACAAUGGUUGUGGCAUGGCAUGCGUUGCUGCAGUGUUUUCCGCUCCACCUGGUUUAUCCAUUCAUAUCGGGGAGUGCUUGGAGACGAAGAACUUAGGAGCUUUUUGCGUGCAGAGACCAAAGGAAUCCGAAUGCUCUGUCGACACCGAUUGUCCCUCGUUGAAGAAAUGCUGUAGUGAUGGAUGUGUCCGUCGGUGUGCCCUGCCUGAUGUUACUACCCACUGUAAGUUUACCAAAACUCCAAUAUUUCUUUCUUCAAUGUCUUGACC